GCCUUCUUUUUCACACUCUCUCUCUCACUCUCUCUCUCUGAAAGAAAAAAAAGCCAUUGAAGCUUCUCCCUCUCUCUACUUUUUCUCUCUCUAGAAAAAGGAAAAAGCUGCAUUAUCGUUAAAAAUGGCAGCCAAUGCAGCUCAAAGCUUUGAAAUUUGCUACACUUGAUUCAUUUCGCAGCUAAAGCUUCAAGCUUUCAGAGCUACUCCACCCUCUCUCUCUCUCUCUCUUCAGCGAGCUGCUGCUGAACUCUCAGAUCUUCAGUCUGAAUCCGAACAGUUCAUCCUCACAAUUCCCAGAAAUUAAAAUUUUCAAAAUUUCUUACCUUUGUAGUUGUUGCUGUGAGAGAUCCAUGUCGUCGGAUAUAAGCUAGAAUUUUCGAGGUUUCCGUACAAGUUAAUGGCUGAAUGCAGAGACUGUAACGAGACCUCUGACUCUGUAUUUAUAGGGUUUGGAAUUGAGAGUCUGUGAAGGGGGUUGAGGAAAGCGUGGUGUAUUGGCAGCGGAGCACGGAGGUUGCGGUUAAAGAGUGAGGGGGAAUGGGGCCGGAUCGGUUGCUGUUAGCGGCGGUAGGACCGCCGAUAAAGCGGCGAGCGGGGCUACGGAGGAAGCAGGCGGGUAGAGGGUCGUAUAGGGGAAGUUAGAGCACGAAAUUAGGCGCCAAAAUUGCCAAAAUUAAAAUUUUGGGUUGGGGUUUUGUUUGUUUGGGUGUUUAUUGUUUAGAGGCUGAUUAGGAAUACUAAAAAAAAAAAAAAGCUUUGGAGUUGGGAGGAGGAGAUGGGGACUGACUUGCAUCAUAUUCUGAGAAGCCUCUGCUUCAAUACAGAGUGGAACUAUGCCAUUUUCUGGAAACUCAAGCAUCGAGCUCGAAUGGUACUGACUUGUGAAGAUGCUUAUUAUGACAACUAUGAGCAACAUGAUUCUUCCGAGAGUAGGAAGACUCUGGAUAAAUUGCAUGAUAGCGAUUAUUCCCACGAUCCCCUUGGGCUAGCUGUGGCUAAAAUGUCGAAUCACGUAUAUACUCUGGGGGAAGGGAUUGUUGGACAAGUGGCGGUUACUGGGGAGCAUCAGUGGAUUUAUGCUGAUAAUCAUGUUAAGAAUAACUAUUCACCAUUUCAGACCAUUGUUGUUGUGGCUGUUGUUCCGCAUGGAGUUAUACAGCUUGGUUCUUUAAAUAAAGUAGCUGAAAAUGUGAGGCUGAUAUCUCAAAUCACAGAUGUUUUUAGGACUCUUCAAGAUUCCCCAGUAGAGGAUAUCCGUAAUCCAAAGCAGUCGAGCAUAAACAGUUCAGUAUGCUCGACAAAUAUAUCUCCGGAAGGUUUGGCUUCAGGGGUUCUUGAUUGCGUAAAUAAUUUAGAUACAGCCACAAACAGAGAAAGCUCAGAAAUUUGGUCGUCCAUUUUUCCACAUCUUGGGAAAGACAGUGAUAGUUCUUACGUUUUUCCAUUGCCUGAAAAUUGUCUGAAAAAGGCAGUUGAAUUGGUUAAUAACCAUGGAGGACUUGAGUCAUCGAACUUAGGGUGCCUUGAGAUUGGCAAACUACCUCAGUCAAAAUCAAGCGCUCUCAGUAUGGAGCAUUGCAAACUAGUAGGUGUAGAAUUACUUAAUAGCAGGAAGCGUAAAGGGGAGACUAGUGGCUGCAAAGAUACUGGAAUGGCCUCGAUGAUCUAUGCCCAUCCAUUAUCACAUGAUCCUGUCAAAGAAAUUGUUAAUUUAGGUGAUUUUGCAGACUUACCUACAACAUUUCUCAACACUGCUGGACAUGAAAGGAGUAAUGCAGACAUGGUAGAUCUUCACCAUAAUGAGGUGUUGCAUGUAAGGGAACACUCAGUCAUUAAGUUUCAGAAGGGCCUGGAAAACUUGGAGUUUCAAACUGAAUCAGGUCACAUGGACACAUCUAGUACAUCAAUGACCUUCCCUGCUGGCUGUGAGCUGCAUGAAGCACUUGGACCAGGUUUUCUGAAUAAGGGUAACUAUUUUGAUUGGGUAGUGGGGAAGAACGGAGAUAGAAUUACUCCUGAGAUGCCUGAGGGGAUGAACACUAGCCAGAUGACAUCUGAUGCUUGUCAAGAGCACCUUCUUGAAGCAGUAGUGGCUAAUGUUAGCCAAAGUGGCAGUCUUGUUAAAAAUGAAAAAUCUUUCUGUAAAUCAAUGCAGUCUCUUUUGACAACUGAAAAAUAUCCAGAGCCUUCUAGCCGUACUACCCAUACAGUUGAUUCAGAAAACUAUUCCGUUGAUCAGCCCUCUCUUAUGGCAGAGGACACACAACAAUGCUUGAGCUCUUCAGGGGUAUGCGGGGUGAUAUCCCCAAAAUGGUUUUCAUCACCUUGUCCAAGUGGUUGUAGUGAGCAGCUGGAGAGGUCUUCUGGACCAUCUAAAAAUAGCAAGAGGGCAAGACCUGGUGAGAAUUCUAGACCUAGGCCAAGGGACAGGCAAUUGAUCCAAGAUCGUAUUAAGGAACUGCGGGAGAUAAUACCUACUGGAGCAAAGUGUAGUAUUGAUUCACUGCUGGAGCGCACAAUCAAGCACAUGGUCUUUCUACAAAGUGUCACUAAGCAUGCAGACAAACUGAAUAAAUGUACUGAUGCAAAGUUGUGUCCGAAGGAAACAAGCAUGCUAGGAUCCUCCAAUUAUGAACAUGGAUCAAGCUGGGCAGUGGAGGUGGGUGGCAAUCUGAAAGUUUGUUCAAUAAUAGUGGAGAAUCUCAACAGGAAUGGCCAGAUGGUUGUAGAGCUGAUGUGCGAAGAAUGCAGUCAUUUUCUAGAGAUAGCUGAAGCUAUCAGGAGCUUAGGUCUGACGAUCUUAAAAGGCGUGACAGAAGCCCGUGCUGACAAGACAUGGAUAUGUUUUGUGGUUGAGGGGCAAAACAACAGAAGCAUACACAGAAUGGAUGUUUUGUGGUCCCUUGUCCAGAUGUUGCAGCCCAAGAAUCCUGCGCAACUGUUAUAGCUUGUCUCGCUCUCGGAGUCUGUAGGUUAUUUUGUAAAUUAUGGUGAGUCGUUUGUGAUUUCUGAUUGCCAAUUACGGUUUUCUUCUUCAUUUGUUUGAACACACCUUUUAAUUGAAAAGAACAAGAGUGAAAAGCGCUUGGAGCAGUUUGCCCCCUUUCUUUGUUUA
Messenger RNA from Pyrus x bretschneideri (Chinese white pear), 3118 nucleotides. RefSeq names its product transcription factor bHLH155. Gene Ontology annotation, molecular function: protein dimerization activity; DNA-binding transcription factor activity. Lineage: Eukaryota; Viridiplantae; Streptophyta; Magnoliopsida; Rosales; Rosaceae. Gene Ontology annotation, biological process: regulation of DNA-templated transcription. The coding region runs from base 779 to 2950 and encodes 723 amino acids. The transcript is spliced from 11 exons. The record is from RefSeq and is a predicted model, not a curated record.